UACCGAGUGGUGAAUCCUUUCAAUCACAAAACACUCGCAGCUAACUCCUGCACUGGGCUAUCUUCCCUUUCUACGGCGAGGAUUUCCCAAGACAAAGAUGGUUGAAAAGUCUUUGAUUUUUGCGCUUUUCAUCAUCGUGUUUGUUUCACUUUCAAAUUGCAAAGAAAUCAAAAGACACAAAGGGAUAAAAUUUGAAGAUGACGACAAAGGAAGAAAAAUAAAAACAAAAUUCGACUGGAAAAAGGAUCAUCAUCGCAAGAAAAAAGAGUACGAUGUCCAAUGGGAACUAUUGAAAAAUAUCCCCCCAGAGAAAUGCUUUGAUGAGGAUAACGAAGAAUGUCGUGGAAUCGCUAAAGAAGGAUUAUGUCUGAAGAAACUGGGUCAUACACUUGUCAAUUGUCCAUGGACUUGUCGAUUCUGUAAACGUCCAGAAAAGUACGACCCUGAGACGUGUGAGGACCUUGCAGACACAAGCUCAUGCAAAACCUGGAAAAAAGACGGCGACUGCACGCGUCUUCCGGACUUCAUGUUUCAAAAUUGUAAAAUAUCGUGCGAACUUUGCCACCCAGAUUCUGAGAACGUAGACAAUGAUGURCGCUGUCCAUUCUGGGGUAAAAUGGGAUAUUGUCCUGAUAAUCCUAAAAUCCAACGACGUUGUAUGUACAGCUGCUCCAAAUACAAAGGUGUUCCAACAGCGACYGACCCUUAUCCAUACCCAAUCAUAGCGCUUUAUCCGUAUAUGCCGACACCAUUACCACCAACACCUCCACCGACACAAGCACCUCAAACAACUGCUUCACCAAUCACUCAACCACCAGUGGAGACAACUCCUGUACCAGUUGAUACUCCAGCUCCAGUGGAAACCACCGCAGCACCAGUGGAGACCACUCCAGCACCAGUGGACACUCCAGCUCCAGUGGAAACAACCGCAGCUCCAGAGGAAACCACUCCUGCRCCAGUCGARACUCCAGCUCCAGUGGAAACAACUGCAGCUCCAGAGGAAACCACUCCAUUAGCAGUGGAGACUCCAGCACCAGUAAAAACCACUCCAGCACCAGUAAAAACCACUCCAGCACCAGUUGAGACUCCAGCUCCAAUAGAAAGCACUGUAGCACCAGUGGAGACAGCAGCACCAGUGGAAACCACGGCUGCACCAGUGGAGACAGCAGCUCCAGUGGAAACAACCACAGCACCAGUGGAGACAGCAGCUCCAGUGGAAACAACCACAGCACCAGUGGAGACAGCAGCUCCAGUGGAAACAACCACAGCACCAGUGGAGACAUCAGCUCCAGUGGAAACUACGGCUGCACCAGUUGAGACACUUGCACCAUUGGAAACCACCGCAGCACCAGUGGAGACUAUAGCGCCAGCACCAGUCAAUCCACAACCCGCAACAACACCUUUACCUGAACCAGUUCAACCUGUGAAGGUCGGUCUUGACAAUCAUCAGAAGAAGCAGCAGCCGCGCCCUGUAAUGCGAAAGAAUGAAGAAGAUACUCUUGACAAAAASCAUCGUCAUAGUCGCCGACAGCGAUUCCUGGACUUUUCAGUUCCAAAAGUGUUCCGUGGGAAAAAAAUUCACAUAGCCCCCGCAGACUGUAAAGAUUCCGACAAAGAAUGUGAGUCGUUUGCUGGUGAUGGAAAAUGCCUUAAAAGCUUCAAAAAAGCCUAUGAAGAGUGUCCUUUGAGUUGCCGAUUCUGUGCUACUCCAAAAGAGAGCAACGACGACAAAUGCCAAGACUUGGCUGGAGAGGAAAAGUGUGCUAGCUAUAACGCGCAGGGAGAUUGCUUAAGACUUCCUGACUACAUGGUGCAGAACUGUAAAAAGACUUGCAAAAUGUGUGGACCUGAAACCACAAAUGCAGAUACGGAUCCCCGUUGUCCACAAUGGGCCGAGCAUGGGUACUGUGCCACUGAUGAAGCAAUCAAGUCAAAAUGUCCCUAUAAUUGUGAAGUAUACAAAAAUCAGCAACCGGCGCCGGAGCCUUACCCCCAACCAAUACAAGCUCCAUAUCCAUACAUGCCGAAUCCAGUUCCUUGGCCAAUCCCGGCACCACCAGAAGGUUAUCCUUACCCAUAUCCAGCCCCAGCACCUAGUCCUUAUCCUUAUCCCUAUCCGGCUCCUGCGCCUGAACCAUAUCCGUAUCCUGCACCAGCACCUCAACCACCACCUUAUCCUGCUCCUGCACCUGAACCACCAUAUCCUUAUCCUGCUCCUGCACCGGGACCACCUUACCCUGCACCAGCACCAGCACCGGGACCACCUUACCCUGCACCAGCACCAGCACCUGAACCUGCUCCUUAUCCUGCACCAGCACCUGAACAACCCUAUCCUGCUCCAGCACCGCCACCACCACCACCAUACAAGGAAUCAGCAGCACAUCGCCCGCCGCCGCCGCCACCACCACCAUCAGUUAGGAAGCCAUCCUCUGAAGCAUUAACAAAGCCAGUUCCAGAUGAAUCGACUACUGAAUCCUCUAGUCAAGAGGAAAAUCAGGAAGAAAGCGAAGAAGAUGUCGAUGAAGGAUAUAAACAAACGAUCACAAGUGGAAGUGGUGAUGAUAGUGAUAAUGAUGAAAGCGAGCCCGAUGAUGGUCUUGGUGACAAUGAUAUUGAUGAAAARAAAUUCAGAGAAGAGAAGGAGUCUAAGCACAAAACCCAUCGUCAAAAUAAUUAAGAGAUGUUGCAACAAUAAAUAACUUGAUAAAUUGUUAAAAAGAAAUCUUUAUUAUGUUGUUUAGGUAAUUAUAAAUUUGAGUUAAUAAAGCUCUUCAUUCAA
This is a messenger RNA of Exaiptasia diaphana, 2779 nucleotides long. Its product is annotated as keratinocyte proline-rich protein. The transcript is spliced from 14 exons. NCBI's taxonomy places the organism in Eukaryota, Metazoa, Cnidaria, Anthozoa, Actiniaria, Aiptasiidae. The coding region runs from base 98 to 2677 and encodes 859 amino acids. The record is from RefSeq and is a predicted model, not a curated record.